AUGAAGGUCUUCAACAUACUCGUCGCGUCCCUCUUGUUGGUCGGGCAAGUCUUCGCUGCCCCCACUGCAGACAUCAAUGCUACCAGCGAGGUUGUUGUUCGUGAGCCCCAAAGGGGUGGUCCCGGCAACGGUGGUCCCGGUCGUGGCGGACCAGGUAAUGGCGGCCCCGGUCGAGGAGGGCCAGGGAAUGGCGGGCCAGGACGCGGAGGACCAGGGAAUGGCGGCCCGGGACGUGGAGGGCCAGGGAAUGGAGGGCCAGGCAACGGGGGACCAGGACGUGGAGGACCCGGAAACGGAGGGCCAGGACAUGGUGGACCAGGAAAUGGGGGACCAGGACGUGGAGGGCCAGGCAACGGUGGCCCCGGGAAUGGAGGGCCAGGACGCGGCGGGCCAGGACACGGUGGACCCCCUCGUCAAGGACCUCCUCCCUUCUAUCCUCCCCCACAUCGCCCCCCUCCCAGCCAACCUCACUGCCCAAAUCCCCGCCAAGCAACGCCCUUCCUCCGAGCAUUCAACCUAGCUGGUACCAACCACUUCUACACGACAUCCAACGUCGAAAUUACCCGUGCGGCUGGCUAUAAAUCAGAGGGCAACGCCGGGAAGAUCUUCACCAACCAAGUUCAACAAACCAUCCCUCUCUACCGCCUGUACAGCACAUGGGGCAUCAAUCACUUCUACACCACCAACGCUCAGGAACGCGACACAUAUGUGGCCUACUACGGGUAUGUCUCCGAAGGCGUCGCUGGAUAUAUCUUCCCCUGGCCAAUCUGCAAUAGCGUGCCGCUAUAUAGGCUGUACAACCAGGUCGUUCAGGACCAUCUCUUCACCACCAACUACAAUGAGAUCCAGGCUGUCCAAUUUCUUGGGUUCGUGUACCAGGGCAUUGCUGGUUAUGUUAUUGCUUAA
This is a messenger RNA of Pleurotus ostreatus (oyster mushroom), 906 nucleotides long. RefSeq lists its product as uncharacterized. Bases 1 to 906 code for a protein of 301 amino acids. The transcript is spliced from 2 exons. The record is from RefSeq and is a predicted model, not a curated record. Lineage: Eukaryota; Fungi; Basidiomycota; Agaricomycetes; Agaricales; Pleurotaceae.